Emiliania huxleyi CCMP1516 is the source of this 1282-nucleotide messenger RNA. RefSeq lists its product as hypothetical. Lineage: Eukaryota; Haptophyta; Isochrysidales; Noelaerhabdaceae. Bases 224 to 1282 code for a protein of 352 amino acids. The transcript has 10 exons. Gene Ontology annotation, molecular function: ABC-type transporter activity; ATP binding; ATP hydrolysis activity. The record is from RefSeq and is a predicted model, not a curated record.
CUCCGAGCCGCGGACAACCAUCGGCCGCAAGACGCUCGCGCGAGUCGCGUCGGUCGAGCGAGCGACGCCCCCGUCCACGCCGCCCCCCUCGUCGGAGAGGACGUCGGCGCGCCUCUCCAGCCGAAGCACCGAAGGGUCGCACGUCGUUGCGCCGCCAGACUCGCCCGCCGCCGCCGCCGUCGCUCGGUUCGCAUCUUUCGACCCGGCGGCGAGGCGGCCGUCGAUGGACAGGCUUCGCACCAACCGGACGCCAUACGAGCUCACGCUCCUCGACUGCUCGUACGACAUCCGCGUCUCGGAGGCGGCGGCGGCGGGCGGGAGGCACGGCGCUCGACGCGCCGCCUCGCUGCAGAGCUGCCUCCCGUCGACCCUCUGCCUCGGCUCGACCCGACCGAAGCAGCUGCUGCGAGACGUGUCCGCGUGUGUGCGCGCCGGCCACGUGCUAGCCGUGCUCGGCCCGUCCGGCGCCGGCAAGACCACCCUGCUCUCGAUGCUCACGCUCGAGCGAGGCCCGGGCACCGCGCGCGGCAGCGUGACACUCAACGGGCAGCCCCUCACGCCUGACCGCUUCACGCGCUACUGCGCCGUCGUCGGCAACGCCGAGGACCACUGGCCGUUUCUGACGGCGCGCGACCACCUGCGGUACGCGAUCGACCUGCACCGCCCCUCGCUGUCGCGCCAGAGCCGCCGUGCCAAGGUCGCGCAGCUGCUCGAGGCCACCGGCCUCUCUGCUUGCCGGCACACGCGGGCAGGCAGCGCUUUCGUGCCCGGGCUCUCCUCGGGGCAGCGGCGGCGCCUCUCUCUCGCGAUCGCGCUGACCAAGCAGCCGUCGAUGAUCUUCCUCGACGAGCCGACGUCGGGGCUCGACUCGGCGGCCGCCGCCAAGAUCAUGCACUUCCUCAAGGUGACGGCCAAGCAGACCAACAUCCCGAUCCUGUGCACGAUCCACCAGCCGUCCGCCUCCGUCUACGAGGGCUUCGACGACGUGCUCGUCCUCGCGGCGGGCCGCGUCGCCUACUUCGGCGCCGCCGCGCAGAUGGGCCGCUACCUCGAGACGCUCGGGACACCACUCCCGCCCAACGCCAACCCGGCCGAGUUCAUUCUCGACCUUGUCAACGCGGACUUCACCGACGCCGCGUCGGCACACCUCCCCCCCCCACCACCCCCACGCCGGCCACCCCUCCCGCCACCCCCCACCCCCCCCCACCCCACCCCACCCCGCCCACCCCUCCCCCCCCGCCUCCCUCCCCUCCACCUUUCCCGCCACGUGGCCGCGCCGUGA